GAAACCCUGACCGACGCCUGACUUCGAGGCUGCUCCUUCCUGGCGGUGGCCGCCGCCUCCUCCUCCUGCUGCCCCGCCUUCUCCUCCCUCUCCGGCCGCCUCCUCCCUCCUUCGUCCGCCUCCUCCCUCUCCACCCGUUUCAUGGAGCCGUCGCGUCCUCCCUUCUCUUUCGCCGCCUCCUCGUCCAUCCGCAUCAUGGAGCCACCGUUGCUCCAAGAAAGUGAGCAGCCGCAGCCUUGCCCUCCUUCGGCCGCAAACUCCCUCCGUCCAAUCCCGUCCGAAGGGCGCCGCCUCGUGGAGCUGCCGCUGCCAUCCAUGGAUGCCGUCGAGGAGGAGACGAUGAAUGUGGAGCAGCAGGUUGCUCCCACCGACGAACACCAGACGGUCCAGACCACACCUGAGGGUGAGGGAUGUGUUCAGCUCCCCCAAAUAUCCAAAAAAAGAUUGAGGAAAGAAGAGAAAGCAAAGAAUCUGGAAGAGAAGAGGAGGAAGAAACAGCAGGAGAAGAGGAGAAAGUUGGAAGAUAAGAAGGAGAAGGAGAAAAAGUUGCAGCAAAAGAAGAACAAGGAUGGUACUUCUCCUUCAGCUAUGCAUUGCAGCAAGGAAGUUAGGUCCCCAAUAUGUAGGUCUCCAGGGGUGAAUAUGAUUAGAGCAUUAAAAAGGAGAAAUUCAGCGGCAUUAGGUAGAAGAUCCAACAAAAGUUCCAGUUCUCAUAUAUUGGAUGAAACACCUAAAGCUCAGCAAAAUCCUUGUCUCCAAUAUAUGAGACAACCUGUUUGGAAGCCAUGCGCACGCCUCGAGGUCAUGUACGCCCAGCAUCCUUCCCAGCAGAUAAAUCCCAGCAAAUGAGUGCGAUGGUUCUUGAAACAAUCACAAAAAGAAUAAGAGCAUCAAAGCAUACUGAGGGGAGCAGCAAACCUCUACAUGUUGACAUCAACACAAAAUCGACAAUUUCCAGCCUAAGCCAGAAGCAUGACUACCGAAGAAACUAAGCAACGAAAGGAAACGAAAGGGUUUAGAAAAUAUACACUGACACACAAACGGAUAUGUAGGCACGGGCUGCAUAUUUUAAAGAACGAACGUAAUGGCACAGCUAUGCAAACAGACUAAAUUUUGUGUCGAGAUGCAUGCACAACUUCACCGAUAGCAAUCAGUUUUCACAGUAAUACAUGUGCAGCUUAGUAAACAGCAAUCCAAGAAUCAGCAACUGCAUCACACCAAGAAGCACAGAUAAAAAAUCAGGCCGGACAACAAGACUGCUUUACCUAAAAUCCAAUCAAGAAAUCUCCAAAAUGCUCACUCAUGAAUCCCUUGGGACUGUUUUCCGUGUCAGAUCUUAUAUGAUUCAGUUCCCGAAUUCAGCCCCCGCAUAUCCCGUCCAUUUUAACAAUCCAACCUGAGGGUUGAUAUUCUAGAAGACAUACAAAGAUCCAAGAAAUCGCGGGCAUCAAAUUAAUGGAGAGGGGAGAAGGGGCACUCGUCUCAAUCGCCGCUCCGUUCUUGAAUCCGCGGAGGAUUGAACUGGAGCAUGCAUAUGCGCUGGUGGGCGCGGUGGCGCGGUGGGAAAGACACCCCCAAGAAACGGUAUCAAAUGAAAUAUCAGAAGAAGCGAAAUCAAAGAAUCACGCGAGGAAUAAUCUGUUUCCCUUGAUCUUCGUGAGCAUACGAGGAGGCCCAGUAUUGCGCAAAAAAUGGGGAGGCAAGGGAGAAGAGGCGGGAGCAGAAGUUCUUGAUCACCGGGAGUUACCAGGACGCAGUCGAUGAGGUUAUUGGCUUGGUGGGGGCGAGGUGGUAGGUGUAAACAGCUCGGUUGUCCGCCUUCUACAAGAAUUGCUCGCGUGUCCAGCCGCCGUUUCCGGAGAAUCAAGAAGUUCGCCGAUAAUGAAAAAUCGGGCUGGUUGCUUUCUGGGAGCAAAGACGAGGGAGGAGCUGCGUCUAUGGAUGGCACCCGCCGGGUUCGGGUCCGGAUGUGCCGGCCAGAUCCAUGGUGUUGGGGACACGCGGUCACCUCGCCGUCUUCUUCUUCGUCCAGACUGGAGACCUCUUCCACGGGCUGACAGGCACGCGCCAAAUCGAAGGGCGCCGGCGAGCUCGAGGAGACGGUGAAGGAGGGAAGCCCUCGGUGAUGGGGAAACGCGGCUUGGGACAAAAGGAAUCGGGGCGAUGGGGAAAGGCAACGCUCGGCCUUGACUUCAGGACGAGGAACGACCGAACGAAGGGAUUAGGUCGCUCCGACUGGGCCUUUGGCUGGUCCAAUCAGUUGAAAGCCGUAGGAUAGGCCGGAUAAUGUUGCUCCGACUGGGCCGUAUGUUCUGGGCCGGUAGUAGUUAUAUAGAGAAACCUUAUUAUUACCUGAAUGUCCUUAAUGCUAACAUGCUGGAGUUUAUCCUCCGGUCUCAAUACGUGAAUUUUUUUUCCCUCUGAAAGUAGCAUGAAUGGAAUAUUUGUGACAUAUCAUUUUUGGUGAUACUUGUGGCACUCUAUACAGUGUUCACAUAAUCACAUUCCAUCAUGAUACAUUAGAGCAAGCCAUUACUGUAUUGAGACAAUUUUUGGAUUCCUAAUUUCGUUUUCUGAAUGGGGUUGCCUGUAAUGCUGAGUUACCGAGGGUAUUAAAUAAAACGAGACAAGAAUUUAAGCUUCAUGUUUGCUUGAGCUGUUCAAGUUCUGACCAACCCAUAUGGGAUUUUAUCUAAUUCAAUUUUCAUGAACGCGUGUGCUUGCAUCGUCAGACCAUAACAACUAUAUAUUAAAUGCCUGAGUGAAGAAAAUAGCACUUCCUCCGUCCCAUAUUAAGUGACUUUCUAUUACACGUAUCUAUACGUUUCUUAGGGAUAGAUACAUCCACGUUUGAAUGAAUUCGAGUCACUUAAAUAUUGGACCGAGGGAGUAAUAAAAGUAAUUUACCAAAAUGAAUAUGAGAUUUUAGAACGUGCGUGCCGCAUGUACACUUACUAGUGAGCAUAAAAAACAUGUCAUAUAGCAGCAGUAGUGAUUUGAUAUAUAAAUGCUAACCCUCUCAUGUGAGUUCCAUUUUUCAAAUUCUUCUCAACACUACACUUACUAGUGAGCAUAAAAAACAUGUCAUAUAGCAGCAGUAGUGAUUUGAUAUAUAAAUGCUAACCCUCUCAUGUGAGUUCCAUUUUUCAAAUUCUUCUCAACACCACCAACCAUCGGUAGUACAAUUGCUUUCUUUAUCGAGAGACGACCAUAAAUAGAUGGGGCAAAGGAAUUCCCAAGCAAGUCAAAUGUGACAUUUCUCCUAGAUAUUUCUUUCAUCCGUUUCUUCCCGAGCAUAGACAGGUGCGUUUACCUCUUUGUUCAUAAGUGAAAUAUUAUUCACAAUAAGGACAGUUCUGUAGGCAUUAGUUGUCUGUGUACGUUUAGUGGGAUGGGCGUUAGAAAGAACAAGUUGGCGCAUUUAUAAGUAGUAGAUAUAUAUCUUUCAUGUGCCGAGAUAUAACUCAAAAAUCCAACAUGUAAAUAAAAGUGGUAUCAUAAAAAUAUUUUGAUCAUAAUCAUAUUUAGCAACUCACAUGGUCUUACAAAAACAAUGACUUGCAAUCAUGUCUGACAGCUCAUGCAUGCAAUAUAUAUAGAGAGGAGGAGGUUUGUGCAUAGCUACUUCCACGAACCGUGGCCUUGAUGGAGACUACUCGCGCAUCAUUCGAAGAUCAGGGAUCAUCUUCAUCGCCAUGGUGGAGUGAACUAAAUCAAAAAUUAGAUAUAAAUCAGCAUCCUAAAAAAGUGUAACAUGAGGUUUUAUUCUUUUUAAUGAUGCUCUAGUGUCGGAAUCCUAAAGACUUAUAAAAUGGA
This is a messenger RNA of Brachypodium distachyon (stiff brome), 3816 nucleotides long. Its product is annotated as GRB10-interacting GYF protein 2. Lineage: Eukaryota; Viridiplantae; Streptophyta; Magnoliopsida; Poales; Poaceae. The record is from RefSeq and is a predicted model, not a curated record. The transcript has 3 exons. The coding region runs from base 142 to 849 and encodes 235 amino acids.